This is a messenger RNA of Trachemys scripta elegans, 1997 nucleotides long. RefSeq names its product phosphodiesterase 6G (gene PDE6G). The transcript is spliced from 4 exons. Gene Ontology annotation, biological process: positive regulation of epidermal growth factor receptor signaling pathway; positive regulation of G protein-coupled receptor signaling pathway; visual perception. The record is from RefSeq and is a predicted model, not a curated record. Gene Ontology annotation, cellular component: mitochondrion; photoreceptor outer segment membrane. Lineage: Eukaryota; Metazoa; Chordata; Testudines; Emydidae. The coding region runs from base 1575 to 1838 and encodes 87 amino acids. Gene Ontology annotation, molecular function: 3',5'-cyclic-nucleotide phosphodiesterase activity; cGMP binding.
CUGUGUCCCACACAGCUACUGGUAAAAGAACAGCAUGAAGGCUGGCGAGAGGAGUGCAGGAACCCACAAACUGGCAGGCUGGACGAGAGCAGGGAUCCAUCUACGCCGGCGGCCAGACCCAGCUUUUUCAGAACAUUUCCCCCCUCCCCCUCCACCCCCAAGCAAUUCUAGGAUAACAUUUCCACCUACUCCUUUCAAAGGUCAGUUCAUGGCCUGAACCAUGAAGGGCUAGGGCCCUUCCAAACUUUGGGUAGGGGGGAGGUUGUGUUUAACUCACGGAUGUUUUCAUUACCCAUAGAAGUGUUCAGCCUUUCUGUGGGUCCAGCUAAACUUGUGGCCUCAGUGGUCUUGUGGCAAUGAGUUCUGCAGGAUAACUGGGCCCUGUGUAAACUUUUUCCUCAUAUUGGUUUUAAAUCUGCUGCUUGUCACUGAUUGAGUGGCCUCUUCUUGUGCUCUGAAGGAUACACUGAAAUCACCUACCUGCCUUCUCUCUCCAGUCAUUCUGUUGUAUUCUUUCAUCGUGUCCCUUUAUAUUUAUCUCCUAACAGCUCCGUCCUUUCCCUCAAACGCUAGAAAAUGCCAGAAUUAAGCUUGCCCGUGUAACCUUAAUUCUGCCUUGGUGGGUAGGCAGUGUGGGACAGUCUCAUUACAUGAUCAAACUCUCUCUCGACUAGGCAAUUUUCACAGCCCAAGAGAAGGGAAAUGCAACCAGCAGCAUCCACAGUGAACUGUCUCCGAGAGCUCAUUUUAAAUGCUAAUCUCGCGACGCGUUAUCUGUAGACCUGGAUCUCUGUCUUUUGGCAUAUAUAUGACUUUUAGCUCAAGUGGGGCCCAAUUACUCCUGUGCUUGCAGCAGCCCAUACGGACACAUGUGCUGGAUCAGCGCCCUGGAGCACAGACUUCAGGGCCUGCAGUCCCAGGGAGAAAGGACCUGUUUUGUCCUUGCGAACGCACAGUUUAAAACAAGCCAGCAGGGACAUUUCAGUCCCCCGCAGGUGCUGCUCCCGUCCUUGUUAACACGCUGGGGCACGUUAUCCGCGGGUGACCCCAGGGCUUUCUGAACACUAACCGGCGGGAAGAGACCUCUGCACAGUGCUGGGCCCAGCAGCCGAGCUGACCUUGCAUGCUCAGAUCUUCCCUUUGCCAGGACACCAGGACGCCAGCUGCUCCCAGCACCCAGUGUCAGAAGCAAUAACAGCACCUCGCAAAGAGCCUCCCAGAUUCAUUCAGCCCUCUCUGCCCCCAGGUUCCCGCCAGGCUUGGAAUGAGAGUCGGGAUGGUGGAGGUCGGGGGAGAAGGAGCAAACGGUUGUAACUUCAGGGAUUUGCUGUUUAAAGAAAUAGACGCUAAAGCCCCCGCUUUGUCCCAUGUCAAUGUCCUUGCAGUAAUGAGCUUAGAGCUGGCUGAGCUCAGCUAAUUCCAAGGUUGCAGGAGCUUUUCUUCUGCAGCAGGGGUGGGGGCCUGGCAAGUGGGUCACCGAGCCAUGGAACGGAGCCCUGGCCCACUCUGGGCGGGGAGAAGCCGGGACCUGGAGCCAGGGGGACUGCACCAGCAGCUGACACCCCACCGCAGUCAUGAGCCUGGAGCCCCCAAAGCUGGAGAUCAAGUCGGCCACCAGGGUGACUGGAGGGCCAGUCACCCCCAGGAAAGGGCCCCCCAAAUUCAAGCAGAGGCAAACCAGGCAGUUCAAGAGCAAGCCACCCAAGAAGGGGACCCAAGGGUUCGGUGAUGACAUCCCUGGCAUGGAGGGGCUGGGAACAGACAUCACCGUGAUUUGCCCCUGGGAAGCUUUCAGUCACCUGGAACUCCACGAGCUGGCGCAGUACGGCAUCAUCUAGCCAGCCCUGAGCGAGUGUCUCAUGGCAGCCCUCGGAUUGUCACUAUUUAUACAGAGGGGGCUGCAGCGCUUUCGCUGCUAGUGACCAGACCAGCCUGAACAAGCGCUUUAAAAUAAACACGCUCAGCCGAAUCUGCUCUGAGUCUGACCUGGCUUUCCG